Molecule: messenger RNA, 420 nt
Organism: Mesorhabditis belari
Lineage: Eukaryota; Metazoa; Nematoda; Chromadorea; Rhabditida; Rhabditidae
Source: the annotation of a GenBank genome assembly
AUGAGUCUCGCAUCACGAUUUGAAACCUAUCGUCCAAGCAAUGAAUUCGCAGAGCCGCUAGCAAUUGCAAAACCUUCAAUGCAUUAUGGAAAAUAUUUAUUGCCUCUUUUUGCGAAUCCUUUCGUUUCGGUGAGGACAAAUGCUUUCCAAUCUGCGAUCAAUUUGAUCAGAGAGGACGAAACGGCAGCCGAUCAAAUAAUUGGUGCCUACUUGUCGGUUUUGUUGUGCCAGGAUCGCCUCAUCGCUCGCCACGCUCUCUCCUUUUUGCCCCAAAUUGCCGAAGUUUGUCCAGAACACUCGGAUAUGUUGAUCCGAGCCGCCGUUGGAGCUGGGACAAAUAAAUACGGCAAAGAUUUGAACACAAUUCUGCCGGAAGCCAUGAAAAAAGUUGAGGAGAGACGAAAACAGAAUAUGACUAUG